This is a messenger RNA of Aspergillus wentii DTO 134E9, 1086 nucleotides long. RefSeq names its product HAD family hydrolase. Bases 127 to 1086 code for a protein of 319 amino acids. NCBI's taxonomy places the organism in Eukaryota, Fungi, Ascomycota, Eurotiomycetes, Eurotiales, Aspergillaceae. The transcript has a single exon. The record is from RefSeq and is a predicted model, not a curated record.
GCUGCAUACAAAUUGACCAACCCAGUCUUCUUGAUCCAAGACCCAGUCUGUGUCUUUGCCAACUGGAAGAGUCAUGGAUACGAUGAUCUGGGUGCUUUCAUCGUCUGCUAUAAAGAAUUCCAUCAGAUGAUUAAGGAUACUUCUGCUUCCAAGAUUAUUGUCUAUGAACAACUCAUCCCCGACACCAAAGGGACUAUCGCCAGUCUAUAUGAUCACUGGGGCAUUCAACCCCCCCAACACCAUAUUCACUACACCAACAACAACCCACUCGAGAACGAUACAUCCCACAUGCAUCUCUCCACUCUUGAAAUAGAACAGAUCGAAAACCAACUCGGCACUCUCUACCUCAAAUCAUGCAGCCCAUACCUAUCCACCAUUCGAUCCGCUCUAUCAUCCAAAACCUGGUUCGGGUUCGACCUCGACGACACACUGCAUGAAUUCCGCAAAGCGUCUUCCCACGCAUCCUCCUCCGUCUUUGAGGCAAUCCACCAAGAAUCCAAUAUCAGCAUCGAUACCCUUAAAGCAACCUACGCCGAUAUCCUCCGUUCCAAGACCGCGAGUGCCUUUUCCGACGGACGAACCUCAACAGAGUAUCGCAGAGAACGAUUCUCCUGUCUCCUCCAAAUACAUAACCUACACACCACAGAAGAACGACUAUUCCGUCUUCUAUCCAUAUAUCAAGCAUCCCUCCAAACGGCCCUAACACGCAAACCACACGCCUUCACUCUCCUCGAAAAGAUAAAAGCCCUCAAUAAGAACGUAAUAGUCGUAACAGAAGGUCCGCAAGACUCACAAGAAUGGACUGUGGAGCAACUCGGACUACGCCCGUACAUUGACAUCAUCGUUACAACGAAUGAGGUUGGAAAGGCCAAGGUUGAUGGUCUGUUUUCUGUUGUGUUGGAGAAGUACCAUAUCUCGGCGCGAGAUAUCGUCUAUGUUGGUGAUAACGCUGUGCGUGAUAUUCUUCCUGCUCAGGAGGUGGGUAUACUAGCUGUGCUUUAUGAUGAGAAGCGUGAUUGUCGGUUUGAUGAUCCUGGAGUGUUUCGUGUUAAUUCGUUGGGAAAACUGGUAGGUUUGAUAGAGUAG